CGCUGCUCGUCUGGCCCGUUUCACUCGUCUGCUCGCUGCCGCUGUCCUACUAGCUUUUGGUAGCUUUUAGGCGCCUCCCGUUGUUUGGGUGAAAUUGAGCCUGAGCUUGAGCUUUGGGGGGGUGCGGUUUUGAGGGGGGAGCUAAUUAAGCAUCGGCAUGAGGAUCCAGUGCGACGCGUGCGAGGCCGCGGCGGCCGCGGUGGUGUGCUGCGCGGACGAGGCGGCGCUGUGCGAGGCCUGCGACGUCGAGAUCCACGCCGCCAACAAGCUCGCCAGCAAGCACCAGCGCCUCCCGCUCGACGCCGCGCUCCCGGCCGCCCUCCCGCGCUGCGACGUCUGCCAGGAGAAGGCGGCGUUCAUCUUCUGCGUGGAGGACAGGGCGCUCUUCUGCCGGGACUGCGACGAGCCCAUCCACGUCCCCGGGACGCUGUCCGGCAACCACCAGCGCUACCUCGCCACCGGCAUCCGCGUCGGCUUCAGCUCCGUCUGCAGCGCCAACGCCGACCAGCUCCCGCCGCCGGCGCCCAAGGGCAGCUCCAAGGCUUCGGCUGGUGGCGUCGCUGCUGGUGCCGGGGCUCCCAAGCCGGCCGUGUCGGCACCGGCGCAGGAGGUGCCGUCGUCGCCGUUCUUGCCGCCGUCCGGAUGGGCCGUCGAGGAUCUCCUGCAGCUCUCUGACUACGAGUCCAGCGACAAGAAGGGUUCGCCUCUUGGGUUCAAGGACCUAGAGUGGCUCGACGACAUCGAUCUGUUCCAUCUCCAGUCGCCGGCCAAGGGUGGCAGCACGGCAGCGGAGGUGCCUGAGCUCUUCGCCUCGCCGCAGCCAGCAAGCAACAUGGGGUUCUACAAGGCAAGCGGUGCACGCCAAAGCAAGAAGCCAAGGGUGGAGAUAGCCGAUGACGAUGAGGACUUCUUCAUUGUUCCUGAUCUUGGAUGAGGAAUCAUGAGAUGUUACAUGUGUUAUGUAACAGUAAUUCUAUGCUAGUGGUGUAAUUUUGUAUGUAUGCAAAGAACACUCCCGAUCGUUGUACUAAGUGUGCCAAGUACAUUUUUACUGUGUGGGCGUAUGUAAUUGUAAGACCAUUUGGGCCUGAUACUUUCAGCAUGGUGUUGCGCAUGAAUUAUGAUGUAUGACAUGACGAAAA
Molecule: messenger RNA, 1142 nt
Organism: Oryza brachyantha (malo sina)
Lineage: Eukaryota; Viridiplantae; Streptophyta; Magnoliopsida; Poales; Poaceae
Product: B-box zinc finger protein 24-like
Exons: 3
Coding region: 158-934 (258 amino acids)
Biological process (GO): regulation of DNA-templated transcription; photomorphogenesis
Cellular component (GO): nucleus
Molecular function (GO): zinc ion binding
Source: RefSeq, a predicted model, not a curated record